UUGCAAAUACGUUGAUGAACAGUAGAGAUGAGCAGUAGAGGGAUGAGCUCACGCAGAAACUUUCAGAACCGAAGGUUAGGUCGUCUUUAAAGUGUAUCCUUCCCGCCUGCCUCUUUUGAGUUAUUUUCCUAAAUACUUGAGACCUUUGGAAAUGCAGAAUUUUCAAAAGAUUAUCCUCGAAACAUCUGGUCCCAUCCCGGUGGAGUUAAUACGGGGAAUUGGAGAGUUCAAAAUUACCCACUGUGUAAUCUGGCUUGUCGUAUUAAGACAUAUUUCAAAUGCCCAUGAAGCCUCCCAUCACCAACAGCAGGCAGCGCAGAACAGCUUGCUGCCCCUCCUGAGUUCCGCUGUGGAGCCCCCUGAUCAGAAACCGUUGCUUCCAAUACCAAUAACUCAGAAAACUCAGGCUGCACCAGAAACAUUAAAAGAUGCCAUUGGGAUUAAAAAAGAAAAACCCAAAACUUCAUUUGUGUGCACUUACUGCAGUAAAGCAUUCAGGGACAGCUAUCACCUGAGGCGCCAUCAGUCCUGCCACACAGGGAUCAAGUUGGUGUCUCGGGCAAAGAAAACCCCCACCACAGUGGUUCCCCUCAUCUCCACCAUCGCUGGAGACAGCAGCCGAACUUCGUUGGUUUCAACUAUUGCAGGCAUCUUGUCAACAGUCACGACAUCGUCCUCGGGCACCAACCCUAGCAGCAGUGCCAGCACCACAGCAAUGCCUGUGCCCCAGUCAGUCAAGAAACCCAGUAAGCCUGUCAAGAAGAACCACGCCUGUGAGAUGUGCGGGAAGGCCUUCCGGGAUGUGUACCAUCUCAAUCGGCACAAGCUUUCCCAUUCGGACGAAAAGCCCUUUGAGUGUCCUAUUUGUAAUCAGCGCUUCAAGAGGAAGGACCGCAUGACUUACCAUGUGAGGUCUCAUGAAGGAGGCAUCACCAAACCCUAUACUUGCAGUGUUUGUGGGAAAGGCUUCUCAAGGCCUGAUCACCUAAGCUGUCACGUAAAACAUGUGCAUUCAACAGAAAGACCCUUCAAAUGCCAAACAUGCACUGCUGCCUUUGCCACCAAAGACAGACUACGAACACACAUGGUGCGCCAUGAAGGCAAGGUAUCAUGUAACAUCUGUGGGAAGCUCUUGAGUGCAGCGUACAUCACCAGCCACUUAAAGACACACGGGCAAAGCCAAAGUAUCAACUGUAAUACGUGUAAACAAGGCAUCAGCAAAACAUGCAUGAGUGAAGAAACCAGCAAUCAGAAGCAGCAGCAGCAGCAGCAACAGCAGCAGCAGCAGCAGCAGCAGCAGCAGCAGCAGCAUGUGACAAGCUGGCCAGGGAAGCAGGUAGAGACGCUGAGACUGUGGGAAGAAGCUGUCAAAGCAAGAAAGAAAGAAGCUGCCAACCUGUGCCAAACCUCCACGGCUGCUACGACACCUGUGACUCUCACAACUCCAUUCAAUAUAACGUCCUCUGUGUCGUCUGGGACUAUGUCAAACCCAGUCACAGUGGCAGCUGCAAUGAGCAUGAGAAGUCCAGUAAACGUUUCAAGUGCAGUUAAUAUAACCAGCCCGAUGAACAUAGGGCAUCCCGUAACCAUAACCAGUCCAUUAUCCAUGACCUCGCCUCUAACACUCACCACCCCAGUGAACCUCCCCACCCCUGUAACCGCCCCAGUGAACAUAGCACACCCUGUCACCAUCACAUCUCCAAUGAACUUGCCCACGCCUAUGACAUUAGCUGCUCCUCUCAAUAUAGCAAUGAGGCCUGUAGAAAGCAUGCCUUUUUUGCCCCAAGCUUUGCCUACAUCGCCACCUUGGUAAACAGUAUUAUGAAGUCAAAAUAUGGGUUAAAGUAAAUAUUUACCAGCAACUUACUUUUAGUUGAUUAAAGCAAAAAGCAGACUAUGAAAUUGGGAGGUUUUAUUACGUUAGUUAGUAAGAGUGUAGUAGCAUUUUGCUCCAAUUUGGCUGGGGUUCAGAGUAGGGAGUGCGUGUAACUUACUGCUGGACCACUUUAGUUUAACCAGAAACCCCCUCUACCUGACAGCAUUGCUUAAACAGGAUCAUAGCUGGCAAGGUGAGACGCCAGAAAUAAAGCCAAUCAUAAAACACAUUUCAAAAUGAAAAAAAAAAAGCAUUAUUUGUUUUUAAUUAUUAUUGUUUUAAUACAAUAAAAUCAUUUUAUUGUAAACACUAGCAGUUUUUCCCUCUAUGCCAGGUGGAUGGUUUUAACCUGAGGUUCUAGACCCGCAGACUGAGAGCUAGUGUCGAAUUGUCUGUGUUUUUCUGUUGGUCUGAGUAAAUAGAUGCAUUGUCAUAAUAAAAUGCAUUUCAGAGAAUAUGCAUUUUACCUUUGGGAAUAUGUUAAUUUCAGGCAGCAUUCCCUAUGGGAAAGGUGAUACCAGCUCUGAUAUGCAAAGCAUAUGAUAAUUUAUCAUUCUAACUUCAACAUAUAAUAGGGAUUGUGACCUGAUAUUUGGAGAUGUAAAUAUUGCUCAGCAUAUUAAUCCUGAUGGAAUAUAGCAUUGUAGUUGACUUUUUUUAAAAAAGAAAAAAAAAACUUAAAAAAAAAGAACCAAACAAAUUGUGUUUUGAUGAGAAAAAGCUGCAGCUGGCUGAGAAGUCAGGUGUGCACACAGCAGGCUCCUAACAGGCCAAAGCGGGUCCUGUUUAGGAGCAAAAGAACUUUGGAACAGUUAAAAUCUAUUGCUUUAAAUUGGAAGACAUUGGAGGCACUGGGAUGUGAUAUGCCCCUCUCUCUCCCAAUCAACGUCUGUUGGUGUUACAGCAGGCACAGAUGUGUUAGAUGCUCACUAGAGUUUAUGUCUUAUAUUAAAUUGUAUACAGUUUUUAUUCUAACCACUAACUAGGUAGUAUGCCCCUUCAGAACAAGCAGAGUGUAUCUUUCCCCCCUCCCCUUCUGUUUAAUCAAGUAUUGUGCAGAUUUGUUCAACUUUGUAAAUAUGGACAUCACUUUUUUUUUCCUUUAAAAAACAAAACACUUGUAUCCGCUUUCUGGAGUUUUCAGGGAUGCAGCUGUCUGCAUGCUCCAUGGAAACCCUGCAAUGAUUGUGCACGUUGAGACAUGUGCUUUUGUUUCUUAGCAGGAUGUUUUAUCCCUGUACAUACAGUAGAAACCAAAAGCUAGGGAAACAGAUACUUUCUACGCCAUCAUGCCGCACUUCAUGUUUUCAAAUAUUGUGUUAAAGAAAGAAGAGUUCAUUCAAACCAAGAUGCUG
Acomys russatus (golden spiny mouse) is the source of this 3231-nucleotide messenger RNA. It is a transcript of the gene Vezf1, whose product is annotated as vascular endothelial zinc finger 1. Bases 152 to 1813 code for a protein of 553 amino acids. Gene Ontology annotation, cellular component: nucleus. The transcript has 6 exons. Gene Ontology annotation, molecular function: DNA-binding transcription factor activity; RNA polymerase II cis-regulatory region sequence-specific DNA binding. The record is from RefSeq and is a predicted model, not a curated record. Gene Ontology annotation, biological process: regulation of transcription by RNA polymerase II. NCBI's taxonomy places the organism in Eukaryota, Metazoa, Chordata, Mammalia, Rodentia, Muridae.